This is a messenger RNA of Capronia epimyces CBS 606.96, 1413 nucleotides long. RefSeq lists its product as uncharacterized. The record is from RefSeq and is a predicted model, not a curated record. Bases 1 to 1413 code for a protein of 470 amino acids. NCBI's taxonomy places the organism in Eukaryota, Fungi, Ascomycota, Eurotiomycetes, Chaetothyriales, Herpotrichiellaceae. The transcript has a single exon.
AUGGAGCAAUCCAAAGCCUCCGACUCGGCCGCCUAUCUCACAGCUCAUCUCCUGCCGUUGCUGAGACAGCCACUCUCCGCCAUCGAUUCGGCGUACUCCCAGUCACACCAAAACAUCCAAACGAUUCUCAGACGUCAGAUAGUGCCCAACUCCCGGCCGGGUUGCCGCAUACAGGGUGAGGAGGCCUUGGUAGAGAGCCUACGCGACGCAAGCUUGACCGAGAUUCUCUUCACGCUGGCGCGCGUCUAUGAUGCAGGACAUGUUGCGAUAUGCAAGAACUACGCGUCGGCAAAGAGGGGCAAGCCUUACAACGUAGGCCUCCUGAAAGAUCCGUGUGUUGAUGUCAGCCGACUGACGGAAGGGAUUCGCGAAGACCAACAGAAGCGACACGAGGAUAUUAAGUUGAUAUCUAGCCAUGCACAACCCAACGUCCUUCAAGCCACGUGGAUGCCACUCCCAUCCAUGAGCUUUGAUCAUCUUCCAGUUCUCAAAUCGCUGUCCGAGUUACUCCCCGGGGAAGUGUCGCCUGGGAAGGAGUAUGCUGGCAUUGGCGGCGGAGGCGGCUCCGACAUCAUAAGUGCCAGUCUUCUAGGCCAUCUUCUCCGGCAGAUUGACAAGGAAAUGAACCUUCUUGUCUCUACGCGAACAUGGCGGACCGGAUCACAAGGGAAGGAAGGCACGAGCCUGGGAAUCAAACGCGAAGUCCAUCGUCAUGGCGGUGCUGCCGUCUUGAACAACAAGCCUGUAGGAGGCACCUAUCGCAUCAAACCUGAGACUUGGACGGAAGGCCGAGACCUUGAAACGGUCCCGGUCGGCUCCCACCAGGAUAUUUUCCUCGUGCUUGACCAGGGAGAGGAGACCCAAGGAAUCGCCGAGAAUGAAAAAGCAGAUCUGUCCGACCAAUUCCGAGCCGUGCUCUCACAGUGCGCUGAGCUCGACACCGUCAUUGUCGUCGACACCGGCGGGGAUGUGUUCGGCAGUGAUUUCGCGGGAUUCACCACGCCUGAUCAGGACGUCCGCGUCCAACGGGCAAUGGCCACACUCCAAGACAGCUAUACGAAUCUAGUGACAGCGGUGCUCGCUCCUGGCGUGGACGCGCCCGCUGACGCCCCGGAGAAGGCCAAGCAGGCUGGAGGGAAAGUGUACAAGCUCCGGCCUGAAGAACGGACCCUCGUUCUCGAUCUUCUUGGUCCGAAGUACCACAUGGACGGGUCGGAUCCGGAUCGAUAUGGCAAGACCAAUCUGUGUCUCCAGGCGGCUUUGAGAGGUCGGCGAGGCUGGACUUGUCUAGAUCUGCCGACCAAUGUGGUGGAUACAUGGGAGAACCCAUGGGGAUGUUUUGCAUAUGUCAGAGAGUGCAUGAGCGAUAUUAUCCUGAUGCCGCUGUUGGACUUGUUGCCGUUGAUUGAUUGA